CUUAGACUUUGUUAGACUUUGUUUUUUUUUCUUCUGUCGACUUCUGCCCUAGACGCGCUCUAGACAUUCUAUAAACCUUGUCGAGCUGCAAUACUGCAAUUCUUGUCCUGACUGUGCAUGAAGCAUACGCCCUCACUUCCACUUGCUUUUCUUGACUUUGCUUUGCCAGGACUGGUCCGGCACCAUGGCCCCGAUUUCCCUCUGUGAUGGCAGGAGCAGCAGCAGCAGCGCCAACAGUACACCCACGCCCACCGCACCAGAAUCCUUCCUUCCGCUGCUCGAACAAAUCAAGCAAGCCGUGCAGCAAGAAGAGAGCCCCGAGCGGACGGCCAAAUCCCACUUCCAGCUCCUGGGACUGGUGGACCAACUGCGCCUGGCGAUUGAGAGCCCGACCGAGACGCUGCUGCGGUUAAUCUACCAGCCGCCGCAGAACGCCGCCCUCCGCACCGUGAUGGACAUGAACCUGUUCCCCCUGCUCAUGGACCACCGCCCAGCAGGCCUGUCCGCGACCGCGCUGGCCGAGAAGACCGGGGCGGAGCGGGCGUUGAUCGUCCGGCUCAUGCGCGUCAUGGCCUCGUUAGGGCUGUGCAGCACCCUAACGGCCGAGCACUACGCCGCCAACGAGAAGACCGCCGCGCUGGUGCAGCCCAUUGGUCGGGACGGGGUGCCAUGCAUCUACGACCUCACCCUCCCCACCCUCAGCACCCUCCCCACCUACUUCGCGACGCACGCCUACACCACGCCCAAGGAAUACGCCCACGCGCCGAUGAAAUGGGCCGUCGGCGCCAGCCAGUUCGAGUGGCUGGCGCAGCACCAGCCGCGCCAGCAGCGCUUCAACUCGUACAUGGCGAGUCGGCGCGCGGGCAAGCCCGAGUGGUUCGACAUCUACCCGGUUCCGCGGCUCACCGACCCGUCGCUACCGGCACUGCACGACGACCCCGAGGCGGUGUUGAUCGUCGAUGUCGGCGGCAACCAAGGGCACGAUUUACGGGCGUUCCAGGCCCGGUUCCCCGACCUCCCGGGGCGGCGGGUGCUGCAGGAUUUACCCAAGGUGGUGAAUUGGGAGGUCGGGCACGGGGUGGAGGCCAUGGGGUAUAGUUUUUUGGAGGAGCAGGUUGUUAAAGCCGCACGAGCCUACUACUUCCGCGCCAUCUUCCAUGACUGGCCCGACGCCACCUGCCACCGCAUCCUACAGAACACCGUCGCCGCCAUGGACCCCGCGCACUCGCGGGUGCUGAUCGUCGAUAUGGUUCUUCCAGAUACAAAUGUGCCGCUGCUUCAGGCUUCCCUCGAUAUCCAGAUGAUGAGCAUCGGGGCGGGCGUGGAGCGCUCGGAGCGCCAGUGGCGGGAGCUGCUGGGGGCGGCCGGGCUGGAGGUGACGGGGAUUUGGAAUACGAAUCCCGGGAUGGAGUCGGUGAUUGAGGCGGUUGUGCGGCAGUGA
Molecule: messenger RNA, 1441 nt
Organism: Aspergillus japonicus CBS 114.51
Lineage: Eukaryota; Fungi; Ascomycota; Eurotiomycetes; Eurotiales; Aspergillaceae
Product: S-adenosyl-L-methionine-dependent methyltransferase
Exons: 5
Coding region: 185-1441 (418 amino acids)
Molecular function (GO): O-methyltransferase activity
Source: RefSeq, a predicted model, not a curated record